Molecule: messenger RNA, 2798 nt
Organism: Malaya genurostris
Lineage: Eukaryota; Metazoa; Arthropoda; Insecta; Diptera; Culicidae
Product: ankyrin-3-like
Exons: 2
Coding region: 702-2798 (698 amino acids)
Molecular function (GO): protein binding
Source: RefSeq, a predicted model, not a curated record
UACGUAUCCGGGUUUUUGGUUCUCCAUACAUGGUUGAGUCUGUGUAUGCGGAGCUAAAAUUGAAGGAUAUUCUCUCGUUUCUCACCCAAUGUGGUAAGGAGCUAUAGUCAGAAGGGUUCAUCGUUCUUCCUGGAGUGAAUGAAUCCCUUCUGUAUUCACCUUAAAUAGGGUUUGGCAGAUUGUUUGGCAUCCUCUGGGGGGUACCGAAUUUACUUCUGCUCGUAGUCGUUCUGCAUUCUUCCGGGAGUGCAGAAUGGUGUCGCUUUUGUAAGAUCUCUAAAUCCUCUCGGGGGUUGGAGGUUUUAUUAACAGCAGACUGUUCGGGACCUCGUAGAGGUUCAGAAUUUCCUUCUGCUUCCACUAAAUGUGAUCCUCAGCAGAUUGUUCAGCAUCCCUUAUGGGUGCAGAAUUUACUUCUGCUUUUAUGUGUUUUUGUGUCGUCAAUUUUUCCCAUCCUCCUAGUCCAACCCUUACCAUUUCCUUUCAAUCCUUCCCUCUUAUAUAUCGGGAAAAUGAUGUUAAAAACAAAUUGAUGGCAAGGCACAAAUCUCCAAAUAUCAAGGGGAACGUGCCAUUUGAGCCAAUUUGUUCUGAUUCCUGAUUCCACAUCGGAUAACUUUGGACGAACUGCUUUACAUUUUGCUGCAAUCUCUGAUAAUUACGAGAUUGUAAACAUUCUUAUUGAACGCGGUGCAUCGGUAAUGGCAAAGAAUACAAAUGGUAAAAUCCCUCUUUAUAUCGCCAUUGAAAAGAACGCUAAGAAGGUUAUCGAAAUAUUGCUAAAACAUGAACAAGCAACAGAAAUGUUGCUCACUUCGGAUAAAUAUGAACAAACUGCUUUACAUUUUGCCGCAAUCUCUGAUAAUUACGAGAUUGUGAACAUUCUUAUUGAACACGGUGCAUCCGUAAUGGCAAAGAAUACAAAUGGUAAAAUCCCUCUUUAUAUCGCCAUUGAAAAGAACGCUAAGAAGGUUAUCGAAAUAUUGCUAAAACAUGAACAAGCAACAGAAAUGUUGCUCACUUCGGAUAAAUAUGAACAAACUGCUUUACAUUUGGCCGCCAUCUCUGAUAAUUAUGAGCUCGUGAACAUUCUUAUUGAACGCGGUUUAUCGGUAAUGGCAAAGGAUAUAGAUGGUGAAAUUCCUUUUCAUACCGCAAUUCAAAAGAAUGCUAAGAAGGUUAUCGAAAUAUUGCUAAAACAUGAACAAGCAACAGAAAUGUUGCUCACUUCGGAUAACUUUGGACAAACUGCUUUACAUUUGGCCGCAAUCUCUGAUAAUUACGAGAUUGUGAACAUUCUUAUUGAUCGCGGUUUAUCGGUAAUGGCAAAGAAUAUAAAUGGUAGAAUCCCUCUUCAUAUCGCCAUUGAAAAGAACGCUAAGAAGGUUAUCGAAAUAUUGCUAAAACAUGAACUAGCAACAGAAAUGUUGCUCACUUCGGAUAAAUUUGAACUAACUACAUUACAUAUAGCCGCAUUUUUUGAUAAAUACGAGCUCGUGAAAAUUCUGAUUGAACGCGGUUCAUCGGUAAUGGCAAAGGAUAUAAAUGGUAGAAUCCCUCUUCAUAUCGCCAUUGAAAAGAACGCUAAGAAGAUUAUCGAAAUAUUGCUAAAACAUGAACUAGCAACAGAAAUGUUGCUCACUUCGGAUAAAUAUGAACAAACUGCUUUACAUUUGGCCACAUUCUAUGAUAAUUACGAGAUUGUGAACAUUCUUAUUGAACACGGUGCACCGGUAAUGGCAAAGAAUACAAAUGGUAAAAUCCCUCUUCAUAUCGCCAUUGAAAAGAACGCUAAGAAGGUUAUCGAAAUAUUGCUAAAACAUGAACAAGCAACAGAAAUGUUGCUCACUUCGGAUAAAUAUGAACAAACUGCUUUACAUUUGGCCGCCAUCUCUGAUAAUUAUGAGCUCGUGAACAUUCUUAUUGAACGCGGUUUAUCGGUAAUGGCAAAGGAUAUAGAUGGUGAAAUUCCUUUUCAUACCGCAAUUCAAAAGAAUGCUAAGAAGGUUAUCGAAAUAUUGCUAAAACAUGAACAAGCAACAGAAAUGUUGCUCACUUCGGAUAACUUUGGACAAACUGCUUUACAUUUGGCCGCAAUCUCUGAUAAUUACGAGAUUGUGAACAUUCUUAUUGAUCGCGGUUUAUCGGUAAUGGCAAAGAAUAUAAAUGGUAGAAUCCCUCUUCAUAUCGCCAUUGAAAAGAACGCUAAGAAGGUUAUCGAAAUAUUGCUAAAACAUGAACUAGCAACAGAAAUGUUGCUCACUUCGGAUAAAUUUGAACUAACUACUUUACAUAUAGCCGCAUUUUUUGAUAAAUACGAGCUCGUGAAAAUUCUGAUUGAACGCGGUUCAUCGGUAAUGGCAAAGGAUAUAAAUGGUAGAAUCCCUCUUCAUAUCGCCAUUGAAAAGAACGCUAAGAAGAUUAUCGAAAUAUUGCUAAAACAUGAACUAGCAACAGAAAUGUUGCUCACUUCGGAUAAAUAUGAACAAACUGCUUUACAUUUGGCCACAUUCUAUGAUAAUUACGAGAUUGUGAACAUUCUUAUUGAUCGCGGUUUAUCGGUAAUGGCAAAGAAUAUAAAUGGUAGAAUCCCUCUUCAUAUCGCAAUUGAAAAGAACGCUAAGAAGGUUAUCGAAAUAUUGCUAAAACAUGAACUAGCAACAGAAAUGUUGCUCACUUCGGAUAAAUAUGAACAAACUGCUUUACAUUUGGCCGCAAUCUCUGAUAAUUACGAAAUUGUGAACAUUCUUAUUGAUCGCGGUUUAUCGCCGCAUUUUUUGAUAAAUACGAGCUCGUGA